GCGGCCAACGAAUGCUUUGGCGCUCCUAAUAAUGGAAGAUAUAAAUAUAGACUUCAUCGGAAUUCAUUCCGUCGCACUUGCUGGGUAGUUAAAAUUCAUACAGGAUUUGACCAGAUCGUUAAAAAGAAAAUGUAAGAUGUGUAACCAUACUAGCAAUUUUACUGAUUUGGCCAAUUGUACAACAAGUCAAGCAGGAGCUACUAUUUUAUCACCGGUCUUCAUGUCCCUUACGGGUGUACUAGGAAAUAUUUUAGCGCUGUAUAGUCUUUACAAAACACGCACAGACGUACGGACAACAAAGUUCUACAGUCUUAUCAUAGGUCUAGUAUGGACUGAUCUGCUUGGAAUUUUAUUGACGUCACCUUCGGUUGUCAUUACUUACAUCAAUCGGCGCCAUUGGGCUGGGGGAGACGCACAUUGCCGUUUCCAUGGCUUCGCAAUGGCAACAUUUGGGCUCGCGACUCCUCUUAUAAUUUGUGCUAUGGCGGUUGAACGAUUUCUGGCUUUAAGAUGUGUAUUUUUCUACUCGAGCCGAUGCCGCACGGGUACUGCUCGUGGCUGUCUUCUUAUAAUAUGGUUUGGCGUUAUAUCAUAUGGGUUAUUGCCUUUAUUCGGCUUUGGAAAAUACGAAAAACAAUACCCGGGAACAUGGUGUUAUAUAGACUUUCAUUCUGAAAACAUUCUAUUUAAAGUUUAUGGAUACAUAUACGCGUGUACAAACUUAAUUUUGAUUCUGAUGAUUGUGUUAUGUAACACUUAUGUCGUAGUAACAAUCUUUAAAACGAGGUUCAGACGAGACAGUGAAAGUGUAUUUGCUCUAAGUCAUCCUUUACCAGAACAUGAUGGACUUGUGACUGCGCGGAAUCCGCGGAGAAAGUCAAUUGAUGCUGAGAUACAGAUGAUUGUGUUACUGUGCGCUUUAACUGUGGUUUUUACCGUGUGUUGGGCACCAUUAAUGUUACGGAUAAUAAUGACACAGGCUACAGGGAUAAAGAAUGUCUUGUUGGACCUUGCGGCUGUCCGCCUUGCCAGUCUAAAUCAGACACUAGAUCCAUGGUUAUAUAUACUGUUAAGGAGAUCUACUUGCAUGGCAAUUACAAGAGGUGUAAAGGGACUUAAAACAAAAUGUUUAUCUGUUGUAGAAAAGCGAAUCCAUGAGAACGGACUUGAGGACGAUGUUCAGAACAAUGACCGUAAUUCUAUUGACGAAAUUAAGAAUGGCGUUCUUCAAACCAACAGAGAAAACAAAAAGAAUAUUUCUCCACCGGAUGUAACGCAAAAUGUCUGUAGCAUUAACAGGUCGCCACUGCCAGGUAUUACAAAUGCUGUACAUAACAAAGAAAACAAAGACUCUUGUUACGUUUGUCACUUUCAGUUUGGAAAAUCGGUGAAACCAGACGAAGAUAAGGGCAUCUAUAUGAAAGUUUUAUACAUUGACAAUAAGUCGCCAACUAAAAUGUACCAAGGAAGAACUCCCAAAAUACCAGCAUUACGUUAUCAAAGCACACAGGGAAAGUUUGCAGAUAACUUGAAACCUCUUGUGUCCUUGCAGCACAGUGUCCCAGUUACACAUACAAACUGCAGUAAUUGUCCGAAGAAUUCAGAGAUGGAAACCAAAGAAUCAUCAUUAUCUCAAGAUAUCAACGGAGCGUCACAUUUGGAAUAUACCAAGUAUCCCUCGCAUACAAGAUGCGUUCAUGAAAGUUUGAGGAAAACGAAAUCCAGCGAUAAAUAGAGUUGAUCAGACACUGCCAACGAUUGAUUUAAUUAUGCUGCUUUAGUUGACAUGCUAAAUUUCAGUUUGAAUUUCAUGACUUCUUACAACGUUUAAGUGUACUUGAUUUUAUCUCGCCAUAGGACAUAAAAUAACGACAGGAACUUACUGAAACAUGAAAUGCUGAUUUGUCAAAUUGGUGAACGUUUAUUCCGCAAACUGAUUGAUUUUGUAACCCUGAAUAAAGUCCUAGCAGAG
Messenger RNA from Mercenaria mercenaria, 1972 nucleotides. RefSeq names its product prostaglandin E2 receptor EP4 subtype-like. The transcript is spliced from 4 exons. Gene Ontology annotation, biological process: positive regulation of cytosolic calcium ion concentration; inflammatory response; adenylate cyclase-activating G protein-coupled receptor signaling pathway. The coding region runs from base 137 to 1735 and encodes 532 amino acids. Gene Ontology annotation, molecular function: thromboxane receptor activity. NCBI's taxonomy places the organism in Eukaryota, Metazoa, Mollusca, Bivalvia, Venerida, Veneridae. The record is from RefSeq and is a predicted model, not a curated record. Gene Ontology annotation, cellular component: plasma membrane.